Messenger RNA from Megalobrama amblycephala (Wuchang bream), 2118 nucleotides. RefSeq names its product matrix remodeling-associated protein 8-like. The transcript is spliced from 6 exons. NCBI's taxonomy places the organism in Eukaryota, Metazoa, Chordata, Actinopteri, Cypriniformes, Xenocyprididae. The coding region runs from base 171 to 1136 and encodes 321 amino acids. The record is from RefSeq and is a predicted model, not a curated record.
GCUGAAAACUCCCCAUCACAGAAUCUCUCUGAAGGCCUCUAAAUGAGCACAGAAUUAGAUAUUAUUUACUUCCGCAUUACAUUUAGAGUAGCUGAAACAGCUCUGCUAGAGUGAAGUGAUGUGACCUUUUCUCAUAUAGAGUUCAGCUGUCCUGCAGUGAGCAUCUGUAUAUGAUGGGGAGUUUUCAGCCUUCAAAUUUACAACUUCUAUUUGUUUUAAUAGCAGCUUUAGAUUGCAAUGUGGCGACACAGAGACCCUGCAAGCAGGUCCAUCGGUUGAACAUAAAUUAUGUUCAGGGCGACAAUAUGUCUAUUUCUUGCCUAACCACAACCCACCCGCUUGAGUCUCUGACAGUGAAACUACGCAGAACUGACCCGAUUAAAGACAUCCUAAUGUAUUCAGACACCUCUCCAGCAUCAGAGCAUCAGAGAUGGUCUGUGAGAAAUGAUUCUGGUAAUGUUACACUUUACCUGAAAGACAUCAGUUUAUCUGAUCAAGGCCGUUAUGAAUGUGAAGUCUACAAAGAUUUGGAUUGCCUUAAUGCAACUGUUCUUAACCUGAGGGUCAGAGAGUGUAAAACUUUGGACUCUGUCCAUGCGACUCCAGACUCUUCAGUGUUGCUGCCAUGCUCUGAACAUCCUCUACAAAACAGAACUGAUCAAGCGACUUGGAAAAUCUUUCAUGGUCACCAAUCAACAGAAAUAGCCCAAUACCGCCCUCCAAACAAGCCCUCAAACAGCACAGAGAGAGACACGAGGCCUCUGUAUGAGAGAGCCAGAAUACUAGGGAAUGGAUCUCUGUUUAUAAGGGAUGCAGUAAACACUGAUGGAUCAUGGUAUCAGUGCAGAGUGAGUGAAAAAACCUGCUAUGAGGUGAAGCUGGUGAUGAAAGUGAUCACAGAUGCUCCAACCCCAGCUGACAGUCCUGCAGCAGUAACAAUUAAUCUGAUAGCAGUAGUGAUGAUCACAAUAGUGUCUCUGAGUGUCUUCAUAACACUGAUCGUCGGUGCGACUCUUUAUUUCAAAAAAGGAAGGAUCAAAAUCAACAGCCAAAUUGAAUUGGACUGCUGGUCUUCUGUAUCUUAUUCUGGAGUUUCUGGAGAGUUUGAUGUCCCGUUCAAUUCUUUAGUUCUUUAAAACAACACAUGAAUCAUGACCUCCUGUAAGUUACUGCAACACACGAUGAAUGGUGUAAUUUUGUAAACCACAUCACAAGAUUCACUUUGUAACAUGGCUGCACGUAUAAAUGGAGUAUGCACACAUCUGCAAAUGUGCACACGAUUCAAAGAAUACAUUUACUGUCCUUUUAUUUGACCAAAUUAAUUUUUGAACUUCCAACAGUUGGUGUGAACAAACGGAAGCUUCUGCAUGCAAACCAGAUGAGAUGUAUGAUGAUUUAAAUGAAUCUUAUGUAUCUGCUUAAAACAUAAAAAAAUAAAAAAUAAAUCUUUGAGAAAGUCCUAAUUUAGUAAUUUAGCCAUCUGUCGCAAAUCAUAUUAAAGGUGAAAAUCAGUUAUAUAAAAAAAUGGGGGUUCUACUCAGUGUAAUGUUUUUUUAUUAUGAUUUAAUAUAUGAAUGAUUUAUAAAGAUUUUUAAUCAUACUUUAUCAAUAUUCUUUCUUUUCUUUUUUUUAUCAUACAAAACAGACUGUGACUGAAAUGUGUUUUGUGAGAGACAGUCAUAGCAUGACACAAAUGACACUGAUCAGAUGACUGAGAUCUGAUACAAGGGCUACAAGAAUUAGAAAUUUGAAGACAUUAUUAGACAUUAUAGAUUUUGCUCUCAUCCUUAGCAGCAGCUUUAUUUUCAUUCUUUUUCUUCAGAAUUCUGGACAAGUUGAACAUUAUCAUCAUAUUCAAGUGAAUCCAAAGGCAAUCUUUAAAGGCUGAAUCUUUUUGUGUUUUACAAAGAGUCAAAAUCCACACACAGUGUAUAGUAUCACUGAUUCAUCCCAAUCUGUGGAAAUUAUCACUUAAUAUCAAUGUUGUAAUACUGCUCCUGUAUUAACACAUAGCUGAAAAUAUUUUUUAUGUAUUUUAUCUGUUUUCAUGAAUGGCUUGGCAUUACUAUGAAAAUGCUUUUUCUAUGCAUUUUAAAAAAUAAAACAAUUUGAAUACAA